Messenger RNA from Brassicogethes aeneus, 681 nucleotides. The record is from the annotation of a GenBank genome assembly. NCBI's taxonomy places the organism in Eukaryota, Metazoa, Arthropoda, Insecta, Coleoptera, Nitidulidae.
AUGGGCCUUACUUUUCCCAUGGAUUACACAGGCAUCACCUGUUUGGAAGACCACAAUUUAACUGUGGAAGUGUUCCCAACAAAUUUAUUAAACAGGGUAUCUGUGGAAAUGUGCGAUAAAACAAUUUUUACAUGUGAUAUCACGAAUUUGAAAUUUAAUAUUGAUGCAGAUGACGAUGCUGUUUGCAGGAGGGCCGUUGAAGCAGUUUUAGAGGCAAAAACAGCUUCUGAAGAGAACAGAAAUCUCGAGAGAGCAAAGUCAAAAAUAGGACUUUUUUGGAAAAGCCACGAAAAGAAAAAGAUUUUGGCGGUCGAAGAAAAAGAAUCGCCUGAGGACGAGAUUUUGGCUCUCGAAGAGCAAGAGGUGCCUGGAGAUGACGAGGAAAGUGAAAAUGAUGAUAUGGUCGAUAUAAUUGAGGCGUUUCAAAGUCAGGAAUACCAAUACGACGAAAAUUUAUUUCCUGUGUUAAAUAUUAGUAGCGAUUCCACUAUCGUUGGCCGUAUGUGAAUAAUUCAAAAAUAAAGAAGCUUACCUGUUUCAUUUGCAACAUGUACUUAUUAUGUCCCAUAAUUAAAGUGCAAUACUUUAACAGCAGAUUCUACGUACAAAAUAAUCAAUGAUCAAACUUUUUAUAGCCAAUAAGAUGUUAUAAUAACAAUUUCAAAUUUUCCAUGAGGGGUG